AAUUAGUUCCAACUGGUACACCUAAAUAUCAUCUUUAACCUCAGCCUUUCCUUUUUCAGGCUUUCUUUUGUGUUCCUCACUUCACUCAUCUGCACUUAAUCUAAUCUAAUUCCAUAAUCAUACACAAAAACAAAAGCCAAUCAAAUCCUACAAUUUCAUCUAAUCUAAGCACCCUUUGUCUUUAGAUCCUCCAUAUAUAAUUAAUUCACACAGUACAAUAUUCUUUGAAUAAAUCAAAUAUAAUGGUAUAAAGAAUCUCUUUUGUUGUAGAUUCAAAGUGGGUUAUUUCUUUCUGUUUCUGUGGUUAAAAAUACUAGAAUAAAUGGGGAAUGUUAAUGGAAGAGAAGAUUUAGAAGAAGGUGGAGGCAAUAUUAUCCCAUCUGGGGUUGAGGAGGUUGAUGGGGUUGAUUCUGGUGGGGCCCAAGAAAUCAUGGCCGUUCAGCAGGUUGAUGGAGAGUUCAUGGGCCAAUCUCCACCGUCCAGUCCUAGGGCUUCUGCUUCACCUUUGAUGUUUCGACCUGAGAUGCCAGUGGUUCCUCUACAGAGACCCGAUGAGGGGCACGGCCCAAGCAUUUCAUGGCUGCAAACCGCUUCUGAGUAUGAAGAAACCGACGAGCAAGGAGUUCCAACCCUGAUAUCUUGGACACAUGACUGCAAAGAAGUUGCUGUGGAGGGUUCAUGGGAUAAUUGGAAGUCAAGGAUGCCUCUGCAAAAAUCAGGGAAAGAUUUCACCAUUUUGAAGGUGCUUCCUUCAGGGGUUUACCAAUAUAGGUUUAUAGUUGAUGGACAGUGGCGGUGUUCCCCUGACUUGCCAUGUAUUCAGGACGAAGCAGGGAACGCUUACAACCUUUUAGACGUGAAGGAUUACGUUCCAGAAGACAUUGAAAGCAUUUCUGGUUUUGAACCUCCUCAAUCCCCAGAUUCCAGCUACAAUAACUUGCACCUUGGAGCUGAGGACUACGCAAAGGAGCCGCCUGUGGUGCCACCCCAUCUACAGAUGACUUUGCUUAAUGUCCCUUCAUCUCACAUGGAAAUUCCACCGCCGCUUUCAAGGCCUCAGCACGUGGUGCUUAACCAUCUCUACAUGCAGAAAGGAAGUAGUACUCCUUCUGUGGUAGCACUUGGUUCAACUAACCGGUUUCUGUCCAAAUACGUGACAGUGGUUCUUUACAAGUCAAUACAGAGGUGAAAGUUCGCAAACCUGUCUUUAUGAUAGUCUUAAAUAACUCAAAUAUUAGUAGCAACAUAGACCAGAAGGUCGGAGGUUCGAGCCGUGGAAACAGCCUCCCGCAGAAAUGCAGGGUCAGGCUGCAUACAAUAGACCCUUGUGGUCCGGCCCUUCCCUGGACCCCGGACAUAGCGGAAGCUUAGUGCACCGGGCUUCCCACUAGUAGCAACAUAUUAAAGUGAAGCAUGUGGCUCAUGGAUACUCCAGUUAAAAGCAAAAGGCAGUAGAGGUAAUGCUUAGAAGUUUUAAUGGUAGCAAAGCUUGACUGUGACUUCCUCCAUUUACUUUGCCAUCUUUCUCAUUUGGCCCUUCUUUCUUUAACACACAGUUGAUCAAUUCCGAUUCUGUAUCUUUUUUUAUUUUUUUUAAUGAUCUUAUAGAUUUGGCUUUAAUAUAGUCAAUAGAUUUUUUAUU
This is a messenger RNA of Nicotiana tabacum (common tobacco), 1642 nucleotides long. RefSeq names its product SNF1-related protein kinase regulatory subunit beta-2. The record is from RefSeq and is a predicted model, not a curated record. Gene Ontology annotation, molecular function: protein binding. Lineage: Eukaryota; Viridiplantae; Streptophyta; Magnoliopsida; Solanales; Solanaceae.